AUGCCCUUUGAGCAUAAUGAUGACCUCAGACGCCAGCACCAGUGCCACGCCCGCUCAGCCAAACAGAGAGACCCUGCAGCUCAGCCAAUCGCCAGUGCCUCGCCAACUCAUCCAAUAAGCGCUGUCAGCCGCAACCCGUUUCUAAAAUACUGGGUCAGACCCUUUCAGACAGCCGGCAACCCGUGUAAGAGCCGGGAAAAACCCAGCCUGAAAGUGCCAAAACAGACUCUGAACAGGGGCAAGAAAAGUCUUAGAGACGAAGGGGUAAAAAACGAGUUUUAUGGUGAUCGGGGAGAAGUGGAGAUGGUGGAGACCGAGGAAGAGGAUGUCGGAUUUGCCACACCGGAGGAUUCCGUGUCUGAGCAGUCGUCGGCAUCAGGUGAGGUGGAGCAAUCAGGGUCGGGCUCUUACACGCGCUCUAGUUCUAGCUGCUCUUCCUCUUCUUCCUCUUCCUCUUCUCUGUCGUCGCCGGCGUCCGAAGUAGAGGUGGAAGCUUCUUCAGUAGGAGUGGGGGCUGUCUUAUCCCAGUUCUUCGAGGAUCAGAAAGCUCAUCCUUGUGCUUAUUUUUCCCGUAGAUUCUCUCCGGCAGAACAAAACUACACCAUUGGGGAACAAGAAUUGCUUGCCAUAAAACUUGCUUUUCAAGAGUGGAGGUACUUUCUGGAAGGAGCGCAGCACCCAAUCUCUUCUCUUCCAGCUCUCGAAGCACUUGCUGCAGAGUUAGCCCUUCAGCAAUUCACUAAGAUGUGGAGACAAGUUCAUGAGGCUGUCCCUAGUCUCAAAGUGGGGGAUCAAGUCUGGAUUUCUACUCGAAACUUAAGACUCAAAGUCCCUUACAAGAAAUUUGCCCCCAGAUUCAUUGGACCAUAUCCUAUUGAAAAAGAAAGGCAAUCAGAUAUGAAAAAGAUGAAGAAACAUAAGCCUGCUGCAGUCUUGUUACUUUCAGCUCUUUGUUGCAUCACACCAAUAACUGGAUGUUGUAAAGAUCUUCACUGCACUGUGGAUUAUAUAGACACUUUGACGUGUAUCUAUAGCGGUGACAAAGAAGAGAACACUAGCAUUUCAUAUACCCUGCAUGCAGAAUGGACCCUUGAAGAAUCAGAAGAGACUUGUGAUCUGAUUUCCCCGGGCAGGAGACAGGAAUACAUCUGCACCAUUAAUAUGGAAAACUUCAAUGUUGAUGACAAAUGCACAGUUUUCAUAACUGCAAAAGUCAAUGGACAUUCUCACUCAAAUAAGACCUGCGGACCUUUCAGUAUAGGUGACCGGUUUGAGCCAACAACACCAUUUAAUCUUACAGUCUCUUUUGUGGAGAGCUACAAUGUUACCUGGAAAACCAGCUAUGAUAACAAUAUAGUCAUAAAUGGAGAACUGGCAUAUGAGCUGGGCUUCAAGAAAGAUAAAGAAUCUUGGCAAAACCAGAAGUCCAUCCAAGUCCUUGAAGAUGAAAAACAUGUGGUCUUCCUAAGUUCAUCCUUUCAAGCCAAUGAACUAUAUGUUGCCAGAAUCCGAGCCCGACCAAAGCCGGAAUCAAUAUAUAGGGGCCAGUGGAGUGCAUGGAGUACCCCCGUCAUUUGGAGGACCCCAGAUGAUGAAUUUAUUAAGACCUCCUCUCAGAACUGGAUAUCCCUGAUAUAUUUUUUACCUGUGUUCCUGCUCAUUGUCAUCAUGCUGAUAUUGAAGUGCUUGAAAUGGCCACAGUGCCUUUGGAAAAAGGUGUGGUUACUGGUACCUGAUCCUGCUCCCUUUUUUAAGCCACUGUACGAGGGACAUCAUGGAGACUUUAAGAGUUGGCUGGGUCCAUACUUCCCAACAAUGCAUUCUCAAGUGGGCAUUCUUACUCCAGAAGUUGAUAUUCUUGAAAUUCACUGUCCCAGCUUAAAGAACAACCCAGAAAAGCAAACGCUAUUUCCUCCCAAGUCGUGCUCAAGUAACUGCAGGAAAUGCGGAGGUAUCGGUGACAUCAGGGAGAAAAUAUCCAAGCAAAGAUUCAUUGACAACCAAUGUUGUUUUCAUUGCCUUACCAACACCAACACCACCAUGGAUGGUCUUGAAGCUUCCAUUGAUGAGGAAGACGACAGUAAAGAUGAUGGAUACCCUGAUAUUGAUCUAGACAGUGGCACUGGUAACACCUUGAAUGACUUGGUGAACCACAGAUCAAAUCCAGAAGGUGCAGAAAAGUCUAAAGUGGACUUUAAGUUUCAUCCUCAAGAAAAUGUCCUGAGAGACAACAUGAAUAUUUUAGACCUGCUAUCUGUACCCCCCGAAGAGUGGGAAUUGCAUGAAUCAUCUUGUCAAGAGGAAGAUGAGAAUGUGUUUUAUAAUGAUGAGAAUUACAAUGCUCUUUCCCCCGACUCAGGAAAUAGCACUGAUUUUGGUUAUCCCCAGAUGUGCCUGGACCUAGACACCAUUGAUAGUGGAUUUGUGGACUCUGAAUGUGGGAGCCCUGUGGAUAGUGAUUUUGGAAACAGGGAAAUGACAACAAAAACAUUAAGUUCAGAUUCUUAUUGUGGAGAAGGGGAAAUAGGUAAAACAAAUUAUGUGAAACAAUGGGUGCCUUCUGAUUCUAUGGGGACUGUUCAUCAACGAGGUCCAGAUGCAUUUCCGCAUGGGUAAUGAGCCCGUAACGGAUAAUGAAUGGGCCUCUACUGGAGCAAAAAGAUCUAAAUUACUUUCCUUUUUUUCUUUCACUUUCAUGAAAUUGUGAUUUACAGCAUUUGAUCAUUGUGAGCAGAUUAAUUAUCAUAGCUGUUUAUGAUGCUGAGGGGGAUUUUGGACCAGACACAGUGUACCUAAAGCACUUUCAUUUGUGGCCUUGCUAGCCCUUUUCUGCCCAAAAAUUAAUUAGGUAUAGGACCCAAAGAGUCAUUUCCAUUUAUUUUGCACAAUUAUUGAAUGUGUUUCCUUUGCUUCCAAAAUUCAUAAAAGUUACAACACACUCUUUCUCCUUAUUAAGUGAAGCAUUCCCUGUCUUCUUCAAACGCAGUCAUAUACAGUUAUUUAGUUAUGAUGUAACUCAGGAAACUAACGGCUUAUUCUGGCUGUCUCAUAUUUCAGCUUAAACUUAUCUUACUUGUCCCAAACUGAGUGCUUGCUUUAUCUUCUGCACCUAGAAUGAGUGCAGGUGCCAGAAAGAAGAUGAUGACAACAACAACUGUUAGGUGGCAUUAAACUGAAGUAUGGAACUGUGAUAGCCUCUGAUUUUGUAAAAACAAAGUGUGAUUUUUUGGCAACUUGCUGUGGAGUUGUAAACAGACUUAUGUAACAGAAGGUAAAUCUCCAGGAAACCGUGAUUCUAACACAGAGGUCAGCUCAAGUUGCCGAUUAUUUUUUUUUUUUUAAUAAGUCUUUGGUUGGUUACAAACAGUGAUCGAUCAAUCAAAUGGUAUGCGGUUAGAAUGUUGACAAUCACUAUCAAUAUUCAAAAUGUCGACACCAGAAUGUUAGAUGUUGACCAUCUGGAAAAUGUCAACAUGAAUAACAAAAACACGAUAUUUUGACAUACUGUAGUAAAAUGUUGACAUUUGGGUUAGGUUAGGGGUCAUCAGUGUUAACAUGCUAAAUAUGGCAACAUGGUUUUUGUAGACAUUAUCUCUGUCAGUAUGAUUACUGUUGAACUGAUAUACCAAACCCAAUGAAAUAACAUAACAGUGUAUAGAUAAGUUGUAAAUGUAUUCCGUUAUAUAUCAGGGUAAGGGAAAAGCAGCACAAGGUGCCAUGGGUCGGAUGGGACAGGAAUAAUAAUGAAGAAAAAAAAAAUGACUAUUUGUCCCUUCUCUAAAUCUAAAGAGCAGACGCAAAAGGGGGGCUGACAGCAUAAGGGCAUGGUGCGAGGGUGUCAGUAUUUGGGGUAUUUAGAAGGUAGUGAUACUUCUUGGCACACAUAGGGGGUAAUUCCGAGUUGAUUUGGGUGGGUUAUUUUGUUUCUGUGCAGGGUAAAUAAAUACUGGCUGCUUUAUUUUUACACUGCAAUUUAGAUUGCAGAUUGAACACACCACACCCAAAUCUAACUCUCUCUCUGCACAUGUUAUAUCUGCCUCUCCUGCAGUGCACAUGGUUUUGCCCAACUGCUAACAAAGUUUCUGCUGCGAUCAACUCAGAAUUACCCCCAUAGUGUAAUCCAUCAAAUAUUUUUUUUUUAUUUUUCCAUAUAUCUUAAGACAAUGAUAAAAACAGGUCAGAUGUUUACUGGAUAUCUGUGACCAAAGAAGGCCAAUAUGGUGUUUAUGUAAAAAGAGGCUCUGAAACCUCUAAUUGGACCCUUCUUCAACCAGGAUUCAGACACAUGCCGUAAGAACAGCACUCCUGUAACCUACAGUCAAUACAUUUUGAUAGUCAAUCUCUUUCUCAGAAAGAGAUUGUCAGUUGUGUAAGACGCAUAUAUAUUAGAGAUGUGCACCGGAAAUUUUUCGGGUUUUGGUUUUGGAUUCGUUUCGCGGCCGUGUUUUGGAUUCGGACGCGUUUUGGCAAAACCUCCCUGAAAAUUUUUUGUCGGAUUUGGGUGUGUUUUGGAUUCGGGUGUUUUUUUAAAAAAAAAACUCAAAAACAGCUUAAAUCAUAG
Molecule: messenger RNA, 4561 nt
Organism: Pseudophryne corroboree (corroboree frog)
Lineage: Eukaryota; Metazoa; Chordata; Amphibia; Anura; Myobatrachidae
Gene: IL21R
Product: interleukin 21 receptor
Exons: 14
Coding region: 1-2616 (871 amino acids)
Biological process (GO): cytokine-mediated signaling pathway
Cellular component (GO): membrane; external side of plasma membrane
Molecular function (GO): cytokine receptor activity; protein binding
Source: RefSeq, a predicted model, not a curated record